This is a messenger RNA of Suncus etruscus (white-toothed pygmy shrew), 2096 nucleotides long. It is a transcript of the gene DCAF15, whose product is annotated as DDB1 and CUL4 associated factor 15. NCBI's taxonomy places the organism in Eukaryota, Metazoa, Chordata, Mammalia, Eulipotyphla, Soricidae. Gene Ontology annotation, biological process: protein ubiquitination. The record is from RefSeq and is a predicted model, not a curated record. The transcript is spliced from 13 exons. The coding region runs from base 1 to 1800 and encodes 599 amino acids. Gene Ontology annotation, cellular component: Cul4-RING E3 ubiquitin ligase complex.
AUGGCGCCCAGCUCGAAAUCGGAGCGGAACAGCGGGGCCGGGAGUGGCGGCGGCGGCCCCGGGGGCGCCGGGGGGAAGCGGGCGGCGGGCCGGCGGCGGGAGCACGUCCUCAAGCAGCUGGAGCGGGUCAAGAUCAGUGGCCAGCUCUCCCCUCGCCUCUUCCGGAAGCUGCCCCCCAGGGUCUGCGUCUCCCUCAAGAGCAUCGUGGAUGAGGAUUUCCUCUACGCUGGCCACAUCUUCCUGGGCUUCUCUAAGUGUGGCCGCUACGUGCUGUCCUAUACCAGCAGCAGCGGGGAUGACGACUUCUCCUUCUACAUCUACCACCUCUACUGGUGGGAGUUCAACGUGCACAGCAAGCUCAAGCUGGUACGGCAGGUGCGACUCUUCCAAGAUGAGGAAAUCUACAGUGACCUAUACCUGACGGUGUGCGAGUGGCCCAGUGAUGCUUCCAAGGUCAUCGUCUUCGGCUUUAACACCCGCUCUGCCAACGGGAUGCUCAUGAACAUGAUGAUGAUGAGCGACGAAAACCACCGGGACAUCUACAUCAGCACCGUGGCGGUGCCCCCUGCUGGCCGCUGUGCGGCCUGCCAGGAUGCCAGCCUGGCUCAUCCAGGAGAGCCCGGCGCACAGUGCCUGCGGCACGGCUUCAUGCUGCACACCAAGUACCAGGUGGUGUACCCCUUCCCCACCUUCCAGCCCGCCUUCCAGCUCAAGAAGGACCAGGUGGUCCUGCUUAACACCAGCUACUCCCUGGUAGCCUGCGCUGUCUCUGUGCACUCGGCAGGUGACAGCAGCUUCUGCCAGAUCCUGUAUGACCACACAGCCCCCUCCACGCCCGCCCCUUCCAGCCCUCCAGGGCCCCCUAGCCCAGAGAUGCCCCUCACCCGCCCCAGCCCCGAGGAAACCCCAGCACAGCCCUGUGGAGGUCCUGAGCCCUCGCCCGCCAUUGCCAAAGCCAAGGAGUUCGUGGCCGACAUAUUCCGUCGGGCCAAAGAGGCCAGGGGCGGUAUCUCUGAGGAGGCCCGACCACCACCCUGCACUGAGUCCUCAGGCAGUCACACCCAGGGGUCUGCAGAGUCCCAGGGCUCAACUGGGGAGGCAGCGCCCCACGACAGCUCCUCUGCCAGCCAGGCAGGUGCCCCUGAACCUGGCUACAUCAACUACACGAAGCUCUAUUACGUGCUCGGCUCAGGAGAAUGGUCGGAGUCCGAGGAGGAGCUGGAGGAUGACAAGAUCUCCCUGCCCUUCGUGGUGACAGACCUCCGGGGCUGCAGCCUGAAGCCCAUGCGGGGCCGCACUGCUGUGCAGGGCCAGUAUCUCACAGUGGAGCAGCUGACACUGGACUUCGAAUAUGUCAUCAACGAGGUCAUCCGGCACGAUGCCACAUGGGGCCACCAGUUCUGCUCCUUCAGCGACUAUGACAUCGUCAUCCUGGAGGUGUGUCCGGAAACCAACCAGGUUCUCAUCAACAUCGGUCUGUUGCUCCUGGCCUUCCCGUCCCCUAGUGAGGAGGGCCAGCUCCGACCAAAGACCUAUCACACCAGCCUGAAGGUGGCUUGGGACCUCAACACGGGCAUCUUUGUCACUGUCAGCGUGGGGGACCUCACCGAGGUCAAAGGGCAGACUAGUGGCAGUGUCUGGAGCUCCUACCGCAAGAGCUGCGUGGACAUGGUAAUGAAGUGGCUGGUACCCGAGAGCAGCGGCCGCUACGUGAACCGGAUGACCAACGAGGCCCUGCACAAAGGGUGCUCGCUCAAGGUGCUGGCAGACAGCGAGCGAUACACGUGGAUCGUACUGUGAGCCCAGCCUGGCCGCCCGGACACUGACUCCAACUACCUCUGCACCGGGACCCACGCCUCCCGCCUGGCAGAGCAGCCUCGGGCUGGCGCUGGGCUGCUCCUUAUUUAUGCCUAUUUAAGUUGGGAGGGGGCAGUGAGGAGCCUCGACCCAUGCGCCACCUGUGGGCCCUGGGCUCCAGGCAUGGACCGCCCCCCCCUCCAGGCCCUAUGGGCCGCUCCCUACCCACCCCUAGCAGAGGAAGCAAACCCCCGGGGAUGGACUUCCCCUUGUAAUAAAUGUUUUAUUUCGGAGCCUCA